Messenger RNA from Xiphophorus couchianus (Monterrey platyfish), 4919 nucleotides. RefSeq lists its product as uncharacterized. The transcript is spliced from 17 exons. Bases 808 to 4218 code for a protein of 1136 amino acids. NCBI's taxonomy places the organism in Eukaryota, Metazoa, Chordata, Actinopteri, Cyprinodontiformes, Poeciliidae. The record is from RefSeq and is a predicted model, not a curated record.
AGGAAAAUGACAUAAAAUAAAUAGCGACUCGGACGAGUAUCUUCAAUCUGAGUUAGAUGACUCGCUACUGAAAAAGGCGGUCUUCUUGACGUCACUGUUUUUCACAAGCUAAUUACAGAUCUGUCAGGUUUCAGAUGUGCACCCGCCCCACUAUUAAACUCCUUCCUACCAUACUGUGGAUAGAGAUGAUUUUAAAUAAUAAAAAAGGUAAAAGUUACACACUGCUGCUUUAGCUUUGAACGAGUGAUAACAGAACAACACAACCUGGCAGCCAUAGUUUGGUUUCUGAUUUGCUGUCUUUUGUUGUUGUUGUUGUUGUUGUUAACAAUCCUCGCUGUACUCUAACUUGUCCUGCAGCUACAUGAAUGCUUGAUGAAAUCAUAAUUAAUUUCACCUGUGUCGCAAUCUGCUCAUGUCUAUUUAUUGCAGUUGCGUCCUCACUUUUUUCUUUCUGUCCUUGAAUUUGGUGUUAUCAGGACUUCAUUUUGCACCUGGCUAAGCUAGUUUCUGACUUUUUCAUUUAGACUCCUGCAGGCGUUAGUUUUUCAGAUAUUGGCAGAGAAUAAAAAACCCCAAAAACAAACAACUUUCUUUGUUUACCUUUAUAUUUACCGAUUUUGUCGCAGUGUAAUUCCAGAAUUGAAUUGUGGGGCCGAGCUGACUGCAUACUAUGUGGCGAGAAGGUGUGGUGCAGCAGAGGCACAUCUAAAAGUUGCAGGACAUCAGCCCUAAUGGCCUGGAGUUUGGCCCCCUUUGUUUAGGGCCUUGUCUAAGAAAUGGUUGAAACCAAUCCAGAGCAUCCAACACAUGUCCAAGAUGACAAAACGUAAAACUACUCAAAUCUUGUUUUCAUUAAAGGAAGAUGGAAUGGUGCCUUUGAAAGCAUCACAGACUAACUCUAAACAGAACCAGGUUUCUAUCCUAAAAAUGACUGCCCAUCAUAACCCAGCAGUUGCAAAACCUGCAGCAAAGUCCACAGUCUUGAAAAGCGAUGGAACUGUUUCUAAAAAGCCUUUGUCAAGUUGUGCAGCAGGAUCCAAAGUGUUGCGUAAAGUGUGCCUCGGUAUCAGAACUAGUUCUACAACUGCAAGUGGUUCUGGAUGCAGUGAAGUGAAAUCCAGUGCCGUCAAAGCAUUACCCAAGACUAAGGUGACUUGUUUAGCCUCUGCUAGCAUCCCGGGACAACCAGUUAAACCUACGAGUAAAGCUAGUUCUGCUUUGACUGGGCCUGUUGAGAAGUUGGCUGGAGUAAACACUGAAGUGUGCCCCCACCAGAGAAAUUUACCACUUUCUACCCAACCGAGCACCAUAUCUGAAAACAAGAUGCUACUGAAAGAGCCCUCCAACCUUCCUGUAAGCGGAGUGACGCAAAGCAGAAACCUUCCUAAAAUCGGAUUAAAUCAGCUGAUUAUUGUGUCAUGUCAAGAAAAACAGCAAGUCUAUUGUCGGCUUUGUUCAGUCAGGCUGAGAACAUCCACUCACUCCACCAACUUCACUCACUGCUGGAACUAUGUGACAAUGACGUGUCCUGGAUGGACUGCAAAUUUAUCAAAGAUUGGGGACAAAUUCAAAGACAUUGUGGCCCAUUUAGCUGAGAUUGAGAAAAGCAUAGGAUCACAGAAGCCACAGAGAAUAGAGGUGAAGAAGGCGUUCUACCUAAAGCUUGCUGCUCUUUCAGAAAGAGAAGCUAUUGAGGAACUAAAAACAAUGGAGCGACGAGACCCUCGAGACUCGUCCUCUGUAGCUGGAACUCUGCAAAUGUCCCGACAGGAAGCUCAAAGCCCAUGUGAAGUUUCAAGCUCAAAUGAUGGUGAAGAUUGUAAAGCUGGUAAUCCAACUCAGGACCAUCUCCAGACAUCUGCAUGUUGCAACAAAAUGGAUCCAGAUCAUGUUCCAAGCAGCGAAACUAAAGAUGCUUCUGAAACUGUUAAACAAGAUCCAUUUAUGCCAGCUAUUGAUGCUCAGCCUCAAAGUCUCAUGGGUAGUUCCAGAGUGAAAGUGGACUCUAUUUUACCUCCAGAAAGAAUACUUUCAAAGAGUCUGUCACCAUCACAAGAUGCACCACAAGCUGGUAAUUGUCGACCAAAAGUCAAAAUCUGCAAGCCCCAGACAAGAGCAGAGCCGCUUCAAAUAAGAAGGACUGGACUGAGCCACAACGUGAGAGAAGCUCCAAUGCAUGACAGACCACCUAGAGGACAUGAUGAAUUACCCAUAACUUGCUUUGGGAGAAAAGCUCCAGGCUGCAGUAAUUUGAUCCUUUUCUUGCAUGCAAGACAAGUGGACAUUAAACAGGUUAUUGGUAUGGAGUUUUUGUGGGAGUGCAGAGGGAUUUGUCUGGACACUUUCUAUCUGUGUGAAAGCUGUGAGGAAACCGUCCCAAACGGUGACAUCUGUCUACAUAUGACCAGUCACAAUCACCAACUCAAAUACAUGUGGAAAAGGCACCCCGAGUUUCUGAAGAUAUUCUGGCAGGAGGAAGACUUGCCUCAAUCCUUGAAAAUCUACAUUUUGCGAGAAGUUAUCAGGAGGCUGGUAGAACGUGACCGUUUCCAAAAAAUCGACGCAAAGUGCGUAAUACUUAAACAAAAAUUGCAUCAGUUUGUCAGGAUGGCUCAAUUCAGUGAAGCUUUAAAAAUUGUGCAGAACGUCCUUAAUGAAGAAGAGAAAUCAACCGUCCAUCUGCUGUGCAGUGCUGCAUGCCAGUGGAAUCAUGAAGAAAUUACAAAAAGCACAGUUUUAGAAAAAAUGUCCAAUGUUGGAACAUCAGAUGUAAUAACAAAAAUGGACUUCAGUCCUGUGGAUUUGAACUGCUCUUCAUCAAAAACUGAUUUGGUGGGCUCUUGUGUCCUUAAUCGAAGAGCAGAUUUAGCUAAAGAUGCCAAACCUGAUCUUUUUCAAAAGCCAGUGUUAACAUCAGCUCUUGCUUUUCCUCAAAGCUCUGGUCAGAAACUACUUCCAGAAGAAACAUCUUGCACAUCUGUCAGAACAAAACUGAACGUGUCGGUCAGUGGCCCACCUAAAAAAAGACCAGCCGUUAAAACCCUGCACAAAACCAGCAGCCCAUCGACAGACCCUCUGCCAGCUAAACGUACACUCAUCAUGCAGAAGAUGAAGAGUGAGCCCACUUCUCCAAAUUCAGUGUCUUCUUCAGUCAACCUUCUUGCAGGCCCUUCUUUACUUGGUAUCAAAGAUGAAGACUCUGGACCCAAGCAACUUAAAUCCACCGUGGAUCAGGAUUUGUUUUCAAAACCAACUUCUCAUUUGAAACAGAUCACCCCCAAGUUGAUUAAGAAUAAUAUUACAACCAUUAACUCCUGUGCAACCAGUGCUCCGGCAAUGCCUCAAACUAGUUGGGAUGCAAAAAUUGAUGACUCUGGAAGUGUGUCGUACAACUGGGACUCAAAGUGUCACCUGAUUGAAGCUCCUUGGAGGAAGAAUCCACCCACCAACUCGUUAGAAGGGACUAAGAUGGUGACAUCUGAUUUGGGGUAUAAGAAUGAACUUGUCACCAUAGGUCUCGACUCUGCUCCUAAAAUCGUCUCGUCCUUUGAAAACCCACAGAGGAGCGUUGCAGAUAAUGUGCCUGAAGACGAGCCUGUUGCUGCUCUAGCUCCUACUGCUGACCUCUUUAAACUACAGGAUCAGCAAUUCUUCAGCGUUCAAAACAUCUGUAGAAAUGAGAGUAGACUUCCGUUUGGUUGUGCCGCUACCAACCCUGACUCGGAACAAGUACCGGAGCCAAAAUGUGACCCAGAACCUGACAGGACUGUGAUUGGUUCAUCGCUCUUUAGCACUACUGGAGCUGACCAGCCAGACCCCAUAAAGCACAUGUUUCAGUGCAGCUACACUGAACAGGCUCACCCUGACAUUAACAAAAAGAAUCAAAUCAACUUCCACGUUGAUCCACCACUAAGACCCGCUUGCACUGUGGCAGCUUCAGGAGGCUGUGAUCCACAUGUCCAAGCUGCCUGCGGCCAAAUGGGGAACUCAGGUUAUCCUUCUUAUCAGGCUGCUGCUGGUCAAAAACGGCCGGAUGCUUCAUUUAGAACUGAAAGCUCACAUCAACCGUUCAUCUAUUCAAGCUUGAUCUACCCACAGCAGAUGGUGAACCCCUUCAGGCUUUCUCCUUUCAGUUAUCAUUUAACAUCCCAACUACCUCCAGGGACGGGGUCUUUCAACACGCUCUAUUACCCAUGGCCGGCAAGGAUGGGAAUGUGAUCCACGAAUCUUCUCUGGACUUGUAUUCAUAGUUGUUGUUUUUUUUCUCUGCCUUCUUGCAUUUUUGUCCUAGAAUUGUUCAAACAAUUUUACAUACGUUAUUCUUGUGAAGUGAUUUGUUUGCAAGCUGUUAUGUUUUCCAUGUUUAACGUACACAGGACUUGAGGGGGGGGAAAUGUUAAAAUAUUAAAGGUUCUUGUUUGGUUUGUUUUUAAUCAAAUUCUACAUUGCAUGGAUUUUAGCUGUGGAACUGUUUAUGAAUGUAAGUUUAGUUUUUAGUAAAAAUGUUCAGAUGUGAUAGUUAGACCCCAUAAUCAUUAUCUUGGUUUUAAAGUUUUUAUUGUUUUGUUGUUGUAACAUGGCAAUACAACUUUGCUAUCCUCUGUUGGCCUAACGAUGCUCAUUCUUUAAACGAACCAUCUAUAGUGUCUUGCAAGAUGUGACUACACAAUUAUAUAAACUAUAAAAAGAUGAAUAAAUAUACUUAGCUAUACUUGUAUACCUGGCAUGGAUAGAAAGAUAUUUGUAAUUGGUCGGUUAUUUAUUCAAUUCUUCUUGUAAAGAAAUCUGUUAUUGUUGGAAAACCUGUUUCAAAUUAAAAGUUCUCACAUUUGUGAAUAACGUUUUGUUGAGAAUGUAGGUUGCCCCUAUGAAAACUAACCCAAAUCCUCUCUGAUAUUGAUAAACAGCUGAUUCGACUA